UUUUCACUCGGCACAUUUGUGGACUUGAUCAUUACUCUUCUGCAUCUUACAAUGGAGGAAACCUAUGUCAGGCAUGUGGAGUUUCUGGGCUUUGAGAAACGCUUCUUYCCCAGUCAGCACUAUGUCUACAUGCUGAUGGUGAAAUGGAACAACCUGUCUGAGAAGUUGAUCUAUAGAGGGUAUCCGGAGAUCUACACAUUUCAUAAAUCCCUAAAGGAGAUGUUCCCAAUUGAGGCUGGUGACAUCGAUAAGAAAGACAGGAUCAUCCCUGCAUUACCAGCGCCAAAAUGGUUGGACAGCCAAAAGAGCACCGAGACCAGGCAGAGCACUCUGGCUGAAUACUGUCACUCUCUCAUCAACCUGCCCCCCAAGAUAUCACGCUGCCAGCUGGUAUGCAACUUCUUCAAGGUCCGACCGGAGGACGAGAACCCACCUGCUCAACAGCCAUUCAAAAGAAAUGAGACCAUUGUGAUGUCCACGGACAACGCCAGAGGCAGCACUUCUGAAAUCUCUGGCCCCAUCAUAUUGGAAAGCUACAGGGUGAUCUCUGACUACAGCAAGACCUCCAAGUAUGAGAUCAACCUUCUUACUGGAGACUUAGUGGAGAUUGUGGAGAAAAGUCCAAACGGUUGGUGGUUCUGCCAGUGUGAUACCAAGCGGGGCUGGGUGCCCGCCUCUUACCUGGAGCCCCUUGAUGGACCAGAGGAGCCUGAAGAAGCUGAUCCCAACUAUGCAGGAGAACUCUAUAUCACCACCAAAGCCUACAAUGCAGCACAAGAUGAUGAGCUAACUCUGGAGACUGGGGAAACUAUUGAGGUCAUUCACAAGCUGCUGGAUGGAUGGUGGGUGGUCAGGAAAGGAGAGGAGACAGGACACUUCCCCUCCAUGUUUCUCCACAAAACUGGAGAGAAGAAGGAGAUGGAGGAGAACGUGAUUASAAGACAGACACCACCACCCAGACGGUCUACAAUCCGCAAUGCCCAGAGUAUUCACGGUAAAGGGCGCAAGGGCAUCAGCCAGAACACGUACCGCAGGAACAGUCGCCGCUUCCUGCUGCAGAAAGGCGACUGGCCCAAUCAGCCCAGGAAGACCUCUAAUGAUGCCAGACAGUCUCCCCUGCAGGAGAGGAAGAACGGAGACAACCUCCCAAAGCCAGCAGGCUCUAGUCCAGGGGGCGAGCUGAAGAAAGGGGCUCCCCUCAUCCCCCCUCGGCCCAGUCCUGAACUCAUCAUGGAGCGCUGCACGGAGAACACCUGCAAAAAAGUCAGCGUCCGCAAGUCGAACUGAGCUUUAAACUUUGUGUCAGUAAUGCAAUGCAAGGAAAGAUGGGUUAAUGUGUGCAAUACAAACUGAUCAGCAGAUAAAGCCAACCAUGUGUACCAUAGAGGGCACUUUGCAUUUUGUUCUAAAUGUAACCACUUAGGACUAACUAACUGCUUGGAGAAAGUAAAACAAUAGUGAAAUGUAAAUGUACACUCCUCUACAUAUUUAUUUGGACAUUAAAGCAAAAACAUUUAAUUUGGCUAUAGAAAUAUG
Salvelinus sp. IW2-2015 is the source of this 1536-nucleotide messenger RNA. RefSeq names its product neutrophil cytosolic factor 1. Lineage: Eukaryota; Metazoa; Chordata; Actinopteri; Salmoniformes; Salmonidae. Gene Ontology annotation, biological process: superoxide anion generation; respiratory burst. Gene Ontology annotation, molecular function: superoxide-generating NADPH oxidase activator activity; protein binding; phosphatidylinositol binding. The record is from RefSeq and is a predicted model, not a curated record. Gene Ontology annotation, cellular component: cytoplasm; NADPH oxidase complex.